AUGAACCCCCGAGUAGGCGUAGGUGUUUUCGUCACCAAUCACAAGGGACAAAUAGUUCUCGGUCAGCGCAAAAGCAGUCACGGUGCUGGUACCUGGGCCCUACCCGGCGGCCAUCUCGAGUUUAACGAAUCGUUCGAAGACUGCGCAGCACGUGAAGUACUAGAAGAGACAGGCCUCAAAGUCCGCGACACACAGUUCCUUACAGCGACCAACGAUAUUAUGAAAGAAGAGGGGAAGCACUAUGUCACUGUUUUUGUGGGAUGCACGGUUGUUGGAGAUGAUGCGCAGCCGGAGGUUAGUGAUAUUGCCUCCUAG
Aspergillus tubingensis is the source of this 315-nucleotide messenger RNA. RefSeq names its product nucleotide triphosphate diphosphatase NUDT15. Gene Ontology annotation, molecular function: 8-oxo-7,8-dihydrodeoxyguanosine triphosphate pyrophosphatase activity. The transcript has 2 exons. Gene Ontology annotation, cellular component: cytosol. The record is from RefSeq and is a predicted model, not a curated record. Gene Ontology annotation, biological process: dGTP catabolic process. The coding region runs from base 1 to 315 and encodes 104 amino acids. NCBI's taxonomy places the organism in Eukaryota, Fungi, Ascomycota, Eurotiomycetes, Eurotiales, Aspergillaceae.